AUGACGUUCAAAUUACUGAAAAAUCUGCACAGUUUAACACAAAUACACAGAGGCAUCUUAUCAACAACACCAUCCUCAACUUCUGAAUCAUCUACACCAGUAGCCACAACAAUCAUCUCCACUCCAUUAGAGACAAGUGAAUCAACAAUUGUUUCAACAUCUGAGAAGUCAACUUCGACUCUGGUUACCGCGGAAUUGAGCACAGAAUCUCUAUCCACAACACCAUCCUCAACUUCUGAAUCAUCUACACCUGUAGCCACAACAGUCAUCUCCACUCCAUUAGAGACAAGUGAAUCAACAACUCUUUCUACGUCUGAGGAGUCAACUUCGACUCUGGUUACCACUAAAUUGAGCACAGCAUCUCUAUCAACAACACCAUCCUCAACUUCUGAAUCAUCUACACCAGUAGCCACAACAAUCAUCUCCACUCCAUUAGAGACAAGUGAAUCAACAAUUGUUUCAACAUCUGAGAAGUCAACUUCGACUCUGGUUACCGCGGAAUUGAGCACAGAAUCUCUAUCCACAACACCAUCCUCAACUUCUGAAUCAUCUACACCUGUAGCCACAACAGUCAUCUACACUCCAUUAGAGACAAGUGAAUCAACAACUCUUUCUACGUCUGAGGAGUCAACUUCGACUCUGGUUACCACUAAAUUGAGCACAGCAUCUCUAUCAACAACACCAUCCUCAACUUCUGAAUCAUCUACACCAGUAGCCACAACAAUCAUCUCCACUCCAUUAGAGACAAGUGAAUCAACAAUUGUUUCAACAUCUGAGAAGUCAACUUCGACUCUGGUUACCGCGGAAUUGAGCACAGAAUCUCUAUCCACAACACCAUCCUCAACUUCUGAAUCAUCUACACCUGUAGCCACAACAGUCAUCUCCACUCCAUUAGAGACAAGUGAAUCAACAACUCUUUCUACGUCUGAGGAGUCAACUUCGACUCUGGUUACCACUAAAUUGAGCACAGCAUCUCUAUCAACAACACCAUCCUCAACUUCUGAAUCAUCUACACCAGUCGCCACAACAAUCAUCUCCACUCCAUUAGAGACAAGUGAAUCAACAAUUGUUUCAACAUCUGAGAAGUCAACUUCGACUCUGGUUACCGCGGAAUUGAGCACAGAAUCUCUAUCCACAACACCAUCCUCAACUUCUGAAUCAUCUACACCUGUAGCCACAACAGUCAUCUCCACUCCAUUAGAGACAAGUGAAUCAACAACUCUUUCUACGUCUGAGGAGUCAACUUCGACUCUGGUUACCACUAAAUUGAGCACAGCAUCUUUAUCAACAACACCAUCCUCAACUUCUGAAUCAUCUACACCAGUAGCCACAACAAUCAUCUCCACUCCAUUAGAGACAAGUGAAUCAACAAUUGUUUCAACAUCUGAGAAGUCAACUUCGACUCUGGUUACCGCGGAAUUGAGCACAGAAUCUCUAUCCACAACACCAUCCUCAACUUCUGAAUCAUCUACACCUGUAGCCACAACAGUCAUCUCCACUCCAUUAGAGACAAGUGAAUCAACAACUCUUUCUACGUCUGAGGAGUCAACUUCGACUCUGGUUACCACUAAAUUGAGCACAGCAUCUCUAUCAACAACACCAUCCUCAACUUCUGAAUCAUCUACACCAGUCACCACAACAAUCAUCUCCACUCCAUUAGAGACAAGUGAAUCAACAAUUGUUUCAACAUCUGAGAAGUCAACUUCGACUCUGGUUACCGCGGAAUUGAGCACAGAAUCUCUAUCCACAACACCAUCCUCAACUUCUGAAUCAUCUACACCUGUAGCCACAACAGUCAUCUCCACUCCAUUAGAGACAAGUGAAUCAACAACUCUUUCUACAUCUGUGGAGUCAACUUCAACUCUGGUUACCACUAAAUUGAGCACAGAAUCUCUAUCAACAACACCAUCCUCAACUUCUGAAUCAUCUACACCAGUAGCCACAACAAUCAUCUCCACUCCAUUAGAGACAACAGUUGAAGGACCGAUUAUUGUCAAGACAGAAAAUCCAAACCAAGCCUUACCACCAAAGGUUUUUAAUGUAACCUUCACCAUAACAAGUCAACCAUUCUACCCGGAUUUACAAAAUCAAAAUUCCAACCUUUAUACCAAUAGAUCUGAGAUCAUCAUUCGCUUGCUCAACAAUCUGUACAAUCACAGCAACAUUAACUCCAAAUUCCAAGGCUGCACAAACGUAUAUUUCCGGUAA
This is a messenger RNA of Callorhinchus milii (elephant shark), 2208 nucleotides long. RefSeq names its product mucin-17-like. The coding region runs from base 1 to 2208 and encodes 735 amino acids. The record is from RefSeq and is a predicted model, not a curated record. Lineage: Eukaryota; Metazoa; Chordata; Chondrichthyes; Chimaeriformes; Callorhinchidae. The transcript has 16 exons.